CACACCGUAACAACAAAGCCUGCUCGCUGUCUGACUCCAUAGAGCACAUGCAGGUGAGAGCAUACACACACCGUAACAACAAAGCCUGCUCGCUGUCUCACUCCAUAGAGCGCAUGCAGGUGAGAGCAUACACACACCGUAACAACAAAGCCUGCUCGCUGUCUGACUCCAUAGAGCGCAUGCAGGUGAGAGCAUACACACACCGUAACAACAAAGCCUGCUCGCUGUCUCACUCCAUAGAGCGCAUGCAGGUGAGAGCAUACACACACCGUAACAACAAAGCCUGCUCGCUGUCUGACUCCAUAGAGCGCAUGCAGGUGAGAGCAUACACACACCGUAACAACAAAGCCUGCUCGCUGUCUGACUCCAUAGAGCGCAUGCAGGUGAGAGCAUACACACACCGUAACAACAAAGCCUGCUCGCUGUCUCACUCCAUAGAGCGCAUGCAGGUGAGAGCAUACACACACCGUAACAACAAAGCCUGCUCGCUGUCUGACUCCAUAGAACGCAUGCAGGUGAGAGCAUACACACACCGUAACAACAAAGCCUGCUCGCUGUCUGACUCCAUAGAGCGCAUGCAGGUGAGAGCAUACACACACCGUAACAACAAAGCCUGCUCGCUGUCUGACUCCAUAGAGCGCAUGCAGGUGAGAGCAUACACACACCGUAACAACAAAGCCUGCUCGCUGUCUGACUCCAUAGAGCACAUGCAGGUGAGAGCAUACACACACCGUAACAACAAAGCCUGCUCGCUGUCUGACUCCAUAGAGCGCAUGCAGGUGAGAGCAUACACACACCGUAACAACAAAGCCUGCUCGCUGUCUGACUCCAUAGAGCGCAUGCAGGUGAGAGCAUACACACACCGUAACAACAAAGCCUGCUCGCUGUCUGACUCCAUAGAGCGCAUGCAGGUGAGAGCAUUCACACACCGUAACAACAAAGCCUGCUCGCUGUCUGACUCCAUAGAGCGCAUGCAGGUGAGAGCAUACACACACCGUAACAACAAAGCCUGCUCGCUGUCUGACUCCAUAGAGCGCAUGCAGGCGGUAGCUGCUUUUGCCGUGUCGGCCGUAGCGUCACAGUGGGACAGAACUGGAAAGCCCUUCAACCCUCUGCUAGGAGAGACCUACGAGCUGACACGAGAGGACCAUGGCUACAGGCUGAUCUCGGAGCAGGUCAGCCACCACCCCCCCAUCAGUGCCUUCCAUGCUGAAAGCCUAGUCGGGGACUUCGUCUUUCACGGCUCCAUCUACCCCAAACUAAAGUUUUGGGGCAAGAGUGUGGAGGCCGAGCCAAAGGGAACCAUCACAUUAGAACUCCUCAAACAUGGUGAGGUCUAUACAUGGACCAACCCUUUCUGCUGUGUACACAAUGUCAUCCUGGGUAAACUGUGGAUCGAGCAGUAUGGCACUGUGGAGAUCCUCAACCACAGUACUGGUGAUAAGUGUGUGCUGAACUUCAAGCCAUGUGGCAUGUUUGGGAAGGAGCUACACAGAGUAGAGGGCUACAUUCAGGAUAAGAGUAAAAAGAAGCAUUGUGUGAUCUAUGGGAAGUGGACUGAGUGCAUGUGGAGCGUGGACCCCCAGACAUACGAGGCCAACAAGAAGGCUGAGAAGAAAGGAGACUCGAAGAAACCGAAGAGUCAGGAGGAGCCUGAGGGGGCAGACAACGAUGAUGCAGAUGACAUGCCUGAGGUCCAGGAGACCGUAGCUAUGAUCCCUGGCAGCACCCUGCUCUGGAGGAUAUCAUCACGACCCCAACACUCUGCUAAGAUGUAUAACUUCACUAACUUUGCCAUGUCGCUGAAUGAGCUGGAGCCUGGCAUGCAGGACCGCCUGGCCCCCACAGACUGCCGCCUGCGGCCCGACAUCAGGGCCAUGGAGAACGGAGACAUGGAUGAAGCCAGUCGAGAGAAGGCGAGGCUGGAGGAGAAACAGAGAUCGGCUCGGAAAGACCGUUCCAAGGAUGAGGAGGAAUGGUCCACUAGAUGGUUCCAGUCAGGCACAAACCCCUACACGUCAUCCCAGGACUGGCUCUACACGGGGGGCUACUUCGAUAGAAAUUACUCUGAGCUCCCUGUUAUCUACUGAUCCAGGUGGUCUCCGUGGGAACACCCACCAACAUCCCCUCAGCCUCCCUUUCACUCCUGCCAGUCCCCUGACACUCUCCUGUUCUAAGCACCACACAGUCUCCCAUUGGGAGAUAGAUAGACAGACAAGUGUUAUACAAGGAGAGGUUAUGUGUUGUUAACACAACCCUCCCCCGUCUUCUAAUAGUUAUGGAACAAACAGUCAACGGUGAAAUCAGGAAUGUGAAUGUGAUCAUUGGAGGCAUCAAAGGUGAACGCAGAAAGGAACUGAGACUGUAGGAGACUGUUUUGUUCCUGAACAGGAGCGCUUUGUGGGUACCCCUCCCCUCCCUCCCUAUCUGACCUGGGUCGAAUACCUAUUUAAAAUAUUGGAAAUAUUUUAGUUUGAUUUAACUUGCUUUGCAUGGCGAGUUUGCACAUUUGGGACUAUUCCUUUGGUCCCAUUGCACCUGACAAAAUAAACCAAGCACACCUGGACUAUUCCAACCAGGUUUGCCUCCCCUUAUACAGUGUUCGAAAAAGUACCCAAUUGUCAUACUUGAGUCCUUUUCCAUUAAGGUAUCUUAACUUUUACUCAAGUUGAAGUGAAAGUCACCCAGUAAAAUACUACUUGAGUAAAAGUCAAAGUAAUUGUUUUAAAUAUACUGAACUAUCAAAGGUAAUUGUAAUUGCUAAAAUUAUACUUAAGUAUCAAAAGUUAAGGAAUUUGAAAUUAUUUAUACUUUAUGUUAAGCAAAUCAGAUGGCACCAUUUUCUUUUUUUAAUAUGGGUAGACAGGGGCACACUCCAACACUCACACAUCAUUUACAAACAAUGCGUUUGUGUUUAGUGAGUCUGCCAGAUCAAAGGCAGUAGGGAUGACCAGGGAUGUUUUCUUGAUAAAUGUGUGAAUUGGACCAUUUUCCUGUCAUUCACAAUGUAGUACUUUCAGGUGUCAGGGAAAAUGUAUGAAGUAAAAAGUACAUUAUUUUCUUUAGGAAUGUAGUGAAGUAGAAGUUGUAAAAAAUAUAAAUAGUAAAGUACAGAUACUUUAAAGUAUUUUUACUGAAGUACUUUAUACCACUGCCCCUAUAUACGUCCAGAGGUUGAGCAUCUCAUCACUACCUGUCACGUAAUGUAAGUUAUAUGUAUAGAUAAGAGUAAUGACCAUUUGCUGUAUAGGCCAAUCACACAGUUAUCUAUCCCCCAGCACAAAAUAUUCCUCUCUUAUGCUUCUGCAUGGCUAUUGGCUCGCUAGCUAACAGUGUUAGUGACCCCUAGCUUUGUGGUAGUAGCCUACAGUACAUUCAGCUCCCACAGUUUACCUAGUUAGUCAACUUAGUGUUAAAGUAAUCAUGAGUCAUGAAAAUAAUUGCGGUUAGUAAGAUUAUACGAAGAGUAAUUUGUCUGUUUGCGAGUGUGUAUACAUUUCUAGUGGUUUGUACAGAAUCUGAAGCCAUAUGGUUCCUUUUAACUACAGGUAUGACUGGCGCGGGGUGGUUUGCUCUUCACUCAUUGGCUAUGAUUAAGUGAAUUGACUAUUGUAACAUGAUAAAGCAUGUAAGAUAUACAUGUAUGUAAAUACCUACUUUAUCAAAUAUAGCUCGCUAAUCACCAUAAAACUGUUCUACCAGCUCAAAGUGCAUCUGGAAUUGAUGGGAUUAUAACUGAUAUACGGGAGAAGUCAUUGUAUAAUAAUAUCAGCUUCCCUUGUUGUUGCCUUCCUUGUGUUAGGAACUCUGUAGCUUUCUAACCACACUCCUACAUCACCAAUCUCUUUUUAUAAUGGUCAGCCAUUAUGUGUAGGUUCUUAUUUAUAAAAGACUGGCAUCAAAUCAUUUUUUAACAAAUCUAAUAUAUUUUGGGGGUUAAUGUGCAGUUAAUUGUACUGUGGUAAACAUUACAUUGAAGCCUUGUAGAUUAAGCCUAGAUGCAUGAAUCAAAGUGUAAACCAAUGUGCUUCUGCUCUGGAGGUCUUUUAAAAGCAGCAAACAACUUGAGUGUCUGUUUAGUAAAACAUGCCAUGUUGACCAUUGGGAAUGCUGUUCACUCUUCAUGGGAAUCCCAACGGAAUCUCUUGAAGUGAAACGUAUGGGGAUUCAGUUUGGUUUCCCAGCAUCCACUUCAUUCCCUGCACUACAAACUGGCCUACUCUCCUGAACCACACUGCAUUUGAAAUGACCGCCAAAAUCUAUGCAUCCAACCAAUAGCUCGGAGUGUCUCGGCGUACCUUUUACAUGGUAUAGUAAUACACAUACUUUAGUUUUGUCACCGGCAGCCAAACCCACAUAUAGAUGACCGUGUUGUCAGCUUGUCAGACUGUAGAUGAACCCAAAGUGAUUGUGUGAAUUUGUUCUGUGGAUCACCAUGGUAGUCUGUAAGAAAGUAUUAUAAAGAUGAAUCCCCAGCUUAGAUCAAUUUGAUCUUGACUGAAUAUUGCUUUCACGAAUGUCUUAGUUUUUGUGGUAUUGCUGGUUGUUGGAGAAAUGGGCAACACAAUGUGACAAAAAGACAUGAUAAACCAAGAAGCCUUUGAUCAUGUCUUAUCUUGAUUGAUAGUUUUUCCCCCAAUGGUUAUGCUUAGUGCCUGAGUUAAAGCCUAGAUUCAGUCAGACCAAGCGUUAACUGGCAAUGGCCGACACCCACAUAGCUGAUGUUUUGGUGGUGUCUGAGGUGUAACUGCGUUGGCGCUGUCAUAUCGUUCAGCAGCUGCUCUUGUGAUCAUUGUCACGAAGCCACACCCAUCCCCCUCAUGUUAGAAAUUCAUAAUGAGAACGUGUAGGCAAUAUAGAAAUAAUGACACUCAAAUUGAAAUUUAUUUAACAAAAAGUACAAUUUUGAUUUAUAUAAGCCUAAUUCGAGGUGUAGGCUAUAUCUCACAUUCCAGUAUUUUGAACUUGUAAACAAGGCUGCAUGGGAUUUCUCUUAAUAUGACUCCAUGCAGCCAAUGGCAUUGUCCGCUUUAGGUAUAAAGCCAGGAGCCGCUUGGGGAUUUGACAGUUCUCAUGCAGUUCCACCUCCAACACGCCAAAACAACCAGGAUACGGAUGUUUGGUAAAGCGGAUCUAAUUGAAUAGAGCCCUAAGUAAACAGAUCUUCCUGUAUUUCAUUUUUUUUUUUACCUGUAUUUCAUUUAAUAUUUAAGAUGAUUUUAGUUUUAUCAGUCAUGUUUUUGACAUGUGUUUUUCUAACCCAUCUCUAUGCUGUGUUUUUCAAACCCAUCUCUAUGCUGUGCUUUAUUGUCAGUAACCCAUCUCUAUGCUGUGCUUUAUUGUCAGUAACCCAUCUCUAUGCUGUGCUUUAUUGUCAGUAACACUUUGACAUGUUUAGGUCUCAGCAGACGUGUAUGUACAGGAAAUGUAUGUAAAACAGAUCACACUGCUUCUGGUUGUAUCUACACACUUCAUCACUGUUUCAUCAAAUGCUAAUUUAACUAGCAUCUGAAGAUUAAUGUACCAACAUUAAACAAGUAGAUUUUUAUCUUG
Messenger RNA from Oncorhynchus masou masou (cherry salmon), 5553 nucleotides. RefSeq names its product oxysterol-binding protein-related protein 2-like. The coding region runs from base 48 to 2090 and encodes 680 amino acids. The record is from RefSeq and is a predicted model, not a curated record. NCBI's taxonomy places the organism in Eukaryota, Metazoa, Chordata, Actinopteri, Salmoniformes, Salmonidae. Gene Ontology annotation, cellular component: plasma membrane; perinuclear endoplasmic reticulum; intracellular membrane-bounded organelle. Gene Ontology annotation, molecular function: cholesterol binding. The transcript is spliced from 10 exons.